AUGGACACGGAAUUAACGGCGACAUUGUACCUACCGAACAUUAGUUAUUCUUUACUGGCUAUAAUCAUUGCCAUGCUUAUCACACUACAUUAUUACAUUGAGACUAGGCAUGUGAUACGACUUUCAUUGAAGUUACCACAUCCACCACGCAUACCUAUUAUUGGUCACCUCCUGAUAACAUUAAAAAUAAAUUCCGAAGAUGCACUAAUCUGUUUUGUUAAACUUUGCGCUAAAUAUGGCUCAGUGUUAUCAUUAUUUUAUGGAACACGAGCCUUUAUCUUCUUAACAGAUCCGCAAGAUAUAGAGGUUAUUUUAAAUAACCCAGAACACAUCGACAAGCCCGCAGAAUAUAGAUGCUUUAAACCAUGGCUCGGAGAUAGCAUACUGUUCAAUAACGGUGCCAAGUGGCUAAAAGAAAGACAAACGAUUUUAGCCACAUUUCGCAUGCAGAUCUUGAGGAAAUGCGUGCCGUUAUUUUAUGAGAACAGCCAAGAUCUGGUAAGACGACUUGCGCAAAAUAUCAACGAGCGAUUUAAUUGCCAUGAACAUUUAUCAGUCGCAACUUUUAAUAUGUUGGUGGAAGCGGAAAUGGGGAUAAGUAGAAAAAAGAUUGAAGACAUCAGUUUUAAUUAUACGACGGCCGUGAUAAAACUGAGCGAGAUUGUGCAUAAACGACAGAUCGACAUGUCAUUACAAUCAGAUCUGUUGUUCCGUUUUUCGAAAUUCGCCAAGCUGCAGCAAGAGCUGCUCCACACCGUCCACUCAGCGGCGAGGUUAGUGAUCCAAGAGAAAUGGAAGGACAUCGAAGAAAAGCAGUUUAAAAAUAAACAUCAAAUCGAAGCUGAAAAUUUAACCGAGAACGCAGAAAACGGUAUCAACACGAUCAAUUACAAGAUGCAUUAUGCGAGAGAUGAUCUGGACGAUAUCGAGAAUGUUGAUAUGAGCGAGAAAAAGCAACUGCAUUUCUUAGAGAUGUUGAUGGACAUGAGAAAGAACGGAGAAAUGACCGACAAGGAGAUUUUGAAUUUUGUCAACUCGAUCUUGUUCGCGGCCCACGAGACAAUAGCAGCUGCUUCGAGUUUCGUGCUUUGUACAUUGGGAUGUCUUCCGGAAAUCCAGGCACGUGUGCACGAUGAAUUGGACUCAAUAUUUUAUGACAGCGACAGGGAGUGUACUUUCCAAGACACGAUAAAUAUGAAGUAUCUGGAUAGAGUUAUUUUGGAAACAUUGAGGCUCUUUCCUGUAGUACCACUAUUCGGUAGGAAGCUUAAUAAGGACGCAAGAAUAGGCAAUUACGUUCUACCAAAAGAUGCUAUUAUUUUAAUAUUUCCAGUCGUGUCACAUCGCACAGAAAAAUAUUAUCCAAAUCCAUUAGUUUUUAAUCCGGACAAUUUCCUGCCGGAUAACAUGCGGCAGAGAAAUAGCUACGCUUACAUUCCCUUCAGCGCUGGUCCGAGGUCGUGCUUGGGACGAAAAUAUUCUAUGUUGACAUUGAAGGUUUUAUUAUCGACACUAUUGAGGAAUUAUCGCAUUACUUCUGAUGUGUCA
Messenger RNA from Dinoponera quadriceps, 1548 nucleotides. RefSeq names its product cytochrome P450 4g15-like. Lineage: Eukaryota; Metazoa; Arthropoda; Insecta; Hymenoptera; Formicidae. The transcript has 8 exons. Gene Ontology annotation, molecular function: monooxygenase activity; heme binding; oxidoreductase activity, acting on paired donors, with incorporation or reduction of molecular oxygen. The annotation marks the transcript as partial. The record is from RefSeq and is a predicted model, not a curated record.